AUGUCAUUGCCCCAUUAUGCCCUCGAUUGUGAUGCCGUUCUAAAAGAUUCUAUGAGUAAUAAAGAUGGAGUAUGGCGUAACGGAAAGCCCGAUUACACGAAAGCGAGAAAAUUAUUCGAAGCCCACAAGAGUAAAAGUCAUUCACCCGGCUCCCUCGAAUUUAUCGUUGAGAAUAUCAUCAAAAAUUGGGAAAAGGAAGUCAGUCACAAACCGAAUCCAUCCCAAUGGGAAACGGUCGAUUUGGCCAAUUACAGAUUUUCUUGCAACGGUGGCCAAAAGUAUACGGGCCAUGAAAUAUCGAGACAAGGCACCUACAACGUGUUACUCGGCGAAACUGCGUAUUACAAUUCGAAAUUGAUCACAUUCGAAGAAUCCCAUCUGGCAUUUAAACGGACAUUUGGCGAAGGUUUUGCUUGGGAAGUUAUUGAACUCUAUUCGGGUCCGCCGACGGUGUCAUUUAAAUGGCGGCACUUCGGCCGUAUGACGGGUUUGUUUUCGUGUUCAAAUCAAGCGGGUGGAAUUUACAAGGCAGAUGCAACGCACAAUAUGGUCGAACUGUAUGGCGUCUGCGUGGUCAAAGUCAAUGAGCACUUGAUGAUCCAGGAUUUUCAAAUAUUCUACGAUCCGAAUCAGUUGUUCACACAAUUAACAGAAAUCUGUCCUUAUCUCCCAUUCGCCAAAAUCACCGCGCCGCCUUCUCAUCAUGCAGAACUGUUGCUAGACAUAAAAACAACAACAAAAGUGUGUACAAUCACUUAA
Messenger RNA from Didymodactylos carnosus, 759 nucleotides. The record is from the annotation of a GenBank genome assembly. Lineage: Eukaryota; Metazoa; Rotifera; Eurotatoria; Philodinida; Philodinidae.